Messenger RNA from Macrosteles quadrilineatus (aster leafhopper), 1554 nucleotides. RefSeq names its product vascular endothelial growth factor A-like. Gene Ontology annotation, cellular component: membrane. The transcript has 6 exons. NCBI's taxonomy places the organism in Eukaryota, Metazoa, Arthropoda, Insecta, Hemiptera, Cicadellidae. The record is from RefSeq and is a predicted model, not a curated record. The coding region runs from base 33 to 917 and encodes 294 amino acids. Gene Ontology annotation, molecular function: growth factor receptor binding; growth factor activity. Gene Ontology annotation, biological process: positive regulation of cell population proliferation; positive regulation of protein autophosphorylation.
UGUAACAGUAAGUUCAAGUUGUCGUCAGUGCAAUGGUUUGUGUGUUCGCAUGUUUGUUUGUUAUUUUAUCACUCUACCAUCAAAUAAAUCCUACUUUGGCCAAACUAUGCAAGAAUUGUGGACGCAUAGAAAAGAUACCCAUGGAAGUGGAAAGAUACCUAAGCGAAAUAAGGGACGAUGACCUGCUUGAACAAGAGUUAAAUCGGUUCAGUUCAAAUAAACCAUUGCCAUUCUAUAAUGAGGCAUCUCUUCCCUUACCAUUAUAUGGUAUAAAACCAAAUGAUAUUGCGAAACUGAGUGAUAAGAACUACUUCUCUGGGUCGUGCAACCUGGAGAACCAGACUAUAAGUAUGAGAGAGGAAGGGGAUCAUCCCGACUUCAACCUCUAUCCCGAGUGUGUAAGGCUGGAGCGGUGCGGGGGUUGCUGUUUCUAUGCAGGUGUCAUCUCCUGUCAGCCUCUGAAGAAGGAGAACGUCUCCAUCGAGGUUAGGAUUGCGAUGAAGGAGGAUGGAAAGUUCAAAUAUUACAAAGUGACAAGAUAUAGGGAGAAACACACUAAGUGCAACUGCCUCUGCCGGAUCAAAAAGGAGGACUGCAUUUCCAGACAAAAAUACGACGAGAAACAGUGUACCUGUGAUUGCAUGAAUACAAAGGAAAUGGAUAAAUGUAGAAAUGAAAAUGAUAAACAUUGGAACAUUGAAACUUGUAAUUGUGAAUGUGCUAAGCAGAUUGAAUGUUCUUCUGGUACUUAUCAGGACCCAGUCACAUGCAGAUGUGUGCCUGAACCCAAGAAAAACCGUAAUAUCAUUGAAGAUCUGUCGGAACAAAAACCUGCAACCAAUUACUUCAUUAACAAAUUUUCUCCGAAUAUUUUUCAUAACAUUAUUAAGUACUUUAAGAAACAACCAAAAGCGUAAAAAUAUCAAAUUGGAUGAAGACUAAUGUUAAAAACGAAUAACAUAUUUUGCGUUUUGUGAUUUAUUUUCAAAUUUAAUUCAUAUUAGGUGCAAUCUAAAAAGAUUCUCUAGUUAAAAUUACUUAGGGUUGUGUGUUUUCAAAAGGAGGUACCGAUUUGGAAUAAUAUUUCAUCCAUAAUUUAAAAAAGAUUCUGUCAAAUAUGUAUUUAAAUCACACUUUUUUCCUUUUAUUUGAAUUUAAUUUAACUUAUAUUUGUCUAAACUUAAAACCACUUUUUGAGCUUGAGUAUGUUGUAAAAUGUAAAACAUCUCUGUUUUCUCACUGAUUUCAGAGGGAAUGUAUUAUUUUAUGAAAAAUAGUCAUAUCAGCUUUAGUGUCAUUGUUUAUCGUCCACCUGGUCAAUAGUUUUUGCACAUUUUGUAUGAGUUUGGUUAAUAUUUUUAAAAUAAUACCAAAAGACUCCCUCUGACAUGUUAGCUGGAAAGAUUGUUUGCCUUUUGUUUAUAUUAGAUAAAAAAUAAAAAAGGCAAUUUUUGUUUUGUUUUGUACAGUUAAUAAUUUUGCAUUGUGUAGUUACAAAUUGUAUUUAAAAUAUAUUUGUUAUUUAUUUAACACUGUGCAUAGAAUUUACAAAUA